AUGAGAAACUAUAAUAUUAAUACAUUAAAUGCAUUGUUGGUGUUGUUCUCCAUUGUUGGGUUCAACUUGGCAACAAAUAAUGGAAACACGAAGUGCAAAGAGAGGGAGAGACGUGCACUCCUCACGUUUAAACAAGACCUUCAAGAUGAGUAUGGUAUGUUGUCCACAUGGAAGGAGGGUUCAGAUGCAGAUUGCUGCAAAUGGAAGGGAGUUCAAUGCAACAUUCAAACUGGUUAUGUUCAAAGUCUUGAUCUGCAUGGCUCGUAUCGACGCCGAUUGUUUGGUGAAAUCAAUCCUUCAAUAACUGAGUUGCAACAUCUAACAUAUCUAAACCUCAGUUAUCUGAAUACUAGUGGUCAAAUCCCAAAAUUUAUUGGCUCCUUCUGCAACUUAAGAUACCUUGAUCUCUCAAAUAGUGGUUUUGAUGGGAAGAUUCUGAUAGGAUCUAAUAUUUUAUUUCUUUGUGUGAAAUCGGGUCUCUAUCAGAUUCCUUCUCAACUUGGGAAUCUCUCACAAUUGCGACACCUUGAUCUAAGUGACAAUGAACUCACUGGAGAAAUCCCUUUCCAACUUGGAAAUCUUUCAUUGUUGCAGUCUCUUUUACUCAGUUCCAAUUCCAAUAUUAGAAUCAACAACCAAAUUGAGUGGCUAUCAAAUCUCUCUUCUGUGAGAAUUCUUGACUUGAGUGAUGUUCAAAAUCUCAACGAUUCUUCUCAUCACACCUUGCAAUUCCUAAUGAAGCUUCCAAGCCUUGAAGAGUUGCAUCUAAGCAAUUGUAGCCUUUCUGAUGCCGAUAUUCUUCCUUUAUUUGAUUCUCAUGUGAACUUUUCCACUAGUUCUCUUACUGUCCUUGAUCUAUCUUUGAAUCAGUUGACGUCAUCAUCAAUGAUAUUCGAUUGGAUGCUUAACUACAACUCCAAUCUUCAACACCUUGACCUUUCUAAUAACUUGUUGAGAGGUACCAUUCCUAAUGAUUUUGGAAACAUAAUGCAUUCGCUUGUAAGUCUCAAUCUCACAAGCAACUAUCUAGAAGGCAAGAUCCCAAAAUCAAUUGGGAAUAUUUGCACCUUGGAGACAUUUGAUGCAACUGAUAACCGAUUGAGUGGACAAUUAGAUUUUAUGACCUCUAGUAACUAUUCUCACUGCAUUGGAAAUCUAUCAUCGUUACAGGAACUAUGGCUAUGGAAUAAUGAGAUUUCGGGCAAGUUACCAGACCUUUCAAUCCUCUCGUCUUUGAGACUGUUGGUUCUUAAUGUCAAUAAAUUAACUGGAGAAAUACCCGCGAGCAUCGGAUCACUUACCGAGUUACAGUAUUUGUACCUGGGCGGAAACUCUUUUGAAGGUAUCAUCUCUGAAUCCCAUUUCACUAACCUCUCCAAAUUGGAAAAACUAGACUUGUCUGACAACUCGUUGACUAUGAAGGUUAGUAAUGAUUGGGUUCCCCCUUUUCAAUUAUUAACAUUGGGCUUAUCAUCUUGUAAUAUGAAUUCUAGAUUUCCUAAUUGGCUUCAAACACAAAAUGAAUUAUCCAUUAUUUCCCUUUCAAAUGUGAGUAAUAUAUCUCCAACACCUCUUUGGUUUUGGGGUAAAUUGCAAACACUAGUUGGCAUGUCAAUUUCAAACAACAAUAUCACAGGCAUGAUUCCUAAUUUGGAACUCAAUCUUACCAACAAUACUAUGAUAAAUUUGAGUUCAAAUCAGUUUGAAGGUUCCAUUCCUUCUUUUUUAUUGCAAGCAGGAGCACUAUUUCUGUCCAAUAAUAACUUUUCAGAUUUAGUUUUUUUCUAUGCAACAGAAGUAAUUCUAACAUUUUGGAAAUUUUGGAUUUAUCAAACAAUCAAAUAAAGGGUGAGUUACCUGAUUGUUGGAAUAAUCUAACCUCGUUAAAAUUUGUUGACUUAAGAAAUAACAAAUUAUGGGGAAAGAUUCCAUUCUCAAUGGGUACCCUUACAAAUAUGGAGGCUUUGAUUUUAAGAAAUAAUAGUUUGAGUGGACAACUUCCUUCCUCUUUGAAGAAUUGCUCAAACAAGUUGGCUUUGUUGGAUCUUGGAGAAAAUAAGUUUCAUGGUCCAUUACCUUCAUGGAUUGGAGAUAGCUUACAAAAUUUAGAAAUCUUAAGCCUUCGAUCCAAUAACUUCUAUGGAAGUUUACCUUCAAAUCUCUGUUACUUGACAAAACUUCAAGUCUUGGAUUUGUCACUGAACAACAUAUCAGGAAGAAUCCCAACUUGUAUAAACAAUUUUACAUCAAUGUCUUAGGACUUGAUUAGUUCAAUUUAUUACUUAUGUGGAAAGGUGUGGACCAAGACUUCAAAAAUGCAGAUAAGUUUUUAAAAACCAUUGAUCUCUCAAGCAACCAUCUUACUGGGGAAAUACCAUCGGAAGUUCAAUACUUAAUUGGAUUGAUUUCCUUAAAUUUGUCAAGGAACAAUCUCAGUGGGGAAAUCAUUUCAAACAUAGGAAACUUCAAGUUACUUGAAUUUCUUGAUCUGUCAAGAAAUUGUCUUUCAGGUAGAAUUCCUUCCAGUAUAGCUCGCAUUGAUCGUCUUGCCAUGUUGGAUUUGUCAAACAAUCAGCUCUGUGGAAACAUUCCAAUUGGAACGCAGCUGCAGAGCUUUAAUGCUUCAAGUUUUGAAGGAAAUUCAAAUCUCUGUGGAGAACCCCUUGAUAGAAAAUGUCCAGAAGAAGAUCCAUCAAAACAUCAAGUGCCAACAACUGAUGCAGGAGAUGAUGAUAAUUCAAUAUUUUUGGAAGCAUUAUACAUGAGCAUGGGGAUAGGAUUCUUCACUGGUUUCGUUGGCUUGGUCGGCUCAAUGUUGUUACUACCAUCUUGGAGAGAAACUUACUCCAGAUUCUUGAACACUUUGAUAUUGAAAGUCAUCAUGUGGUGGAAGCAGUAAUUCUACCUGGCAGGAUCUCUUAUAGAAUAAUGUAGAUUGGUUAGCAGUGUGGAGUUCACACCCUUGACUGUUUGGUUAUGGGUAGGAAUAGCAAAGGAUCAAUAAAUGACAGUUUUUGUUAAAACUUUAGUGUUUGAUUGUGUUUUGUUAGGCUUUUAAUUUCAAUUUUGAGAGUUUUUGUAUGGAAAUCUUCUGCUAUCAUGUUAUUAAUGUAAUAAAUGGAAUUUUGUUAAAACUUUAGUGUGUGAUUGUGUUUUGUUAUGGCUUCUGCUAUCAAUUUAAUAAUGUAAU
Messenger RNA from Medicago truncatula (barrel medic), 3190 nucleotides. Its product is annotated as receptor-like protein EIX2. Gene Ontology annotation, molecular function: protein binding. The coding region runs from base 1 to 1845 and encodes 614 amino acids. The transcript is spliced from 3 exons. The record is from RefSeq and is a predicted model, not a curated record. NCBI's taxonomy places the organism in Eukaryota, Viridiplantae, Streptophyta, Magnoliopsida, Fabales, Fabaceae.